Messenger RNA from Macroventuria anomochaeta, 2302 nucleotides. RefSeq names its product Prenylcysteine oxidase. Gene Ontology annotation, molecular function: prenylcysteine oxidase activity. The record is from RefSeq and is a predicted model, not a curated record. The coding region runs from base 133 to 1998 and encodes 621 amino acids. The transcript has 3 exons. Gene Ontology annotation, biological process: prenylated protein catabolic process; prenylcysteine catabolic process. Lineage: Eukaryota; Fungi; Ascomycota; Dothideomycetes; Pleosporales; Didymellaceae.
CUUGCGCGACUUUGCCAACUCCGGGGCUCCCGUUUGUCGUGAGUCUGGUAUCACCCGAGUGCACAGUCUUCGUCUUCUUGAACGGAGCCUUUUGUAAAAACCCUUCACGCACGCCUGUUGUUUGCGAACAACAUGAUGGCGCGGUUAUCGCACGUGAUUCCGCUGUUGACCUGCGCCACAGCGCUCAGCAGCAGCCAUGCAACGCCAGCAACGAAGCGUGUCGCGAUCAUAGGCGCCGGCGCCGGCGGCUCAUCAGCAGCCUACCACCUCGCCCAAUACGCCGCCUCCUCCUCGACCCCAACCAACAUCACCGUCUUCGAGCGCUCGUCCUACAUCGGCGGCCGCACCACCACCGUCGACGCCUGGUCCGACCCCGCCGUCCCCAUCGAGCUCGGCGGCUCCAUCUUCGUCGACGUGAACCACAUCCUCGUCAACGCAACGCGCGACUUCAACCUCUCCAUCGCCUCCUCGGAAGACAGCCUUGCUACACGGCUUGAGUUACCCGAUCUUGGGAUAUGGGACGGCAAGCAGUUUGUGCUGGUUACAAGCGAGGAGGAUGGCUGGUGGGAUAAGGCGAGGUUGCUGUGGCGGUAUGGACUCGCGCCGUUGAAGACGAAUCGGCUGAUGAAGAGUGCGGUGGGCAGGUUCUUGGGCAUGUAUGAGGAGCCUGUAUUUCCGUGGAGCAGUUUGGGGGAGGCGUUGGAGGGUCAGGGGCUGUUGGAGAUCACGGGUGUGACGGGCGAGCAGUAUCUCACCGCGAAUGGUAUUGGGAACGCGUUUGCGAGCGAGGUUAUUCAGGCGAGUACGAGAGUCAACUACGCCUCGAACCUCGCCUAUAUCCAUGGUCUCGAGACUAUGGUGUGCAUGGCUACGAGCGGCGCAAUGCAGAUUGACGGCGGUAACUGGCGCAUCUUCGCAAGCAUGCUGAAGUCCUCGCCCGCAAUCACAACGCACCUCAACACUCAGGUCUCACAGAUCUCAAAACAAGACGAUGGUACAUACCACCUGUCCAUCAACGAGUCCACCUCCACCUUCGAUGACGUCAUCCUCGCAGCACCUCUCCAAUUCACAAACCUCACCAUCUCCCCCGCGCCACAGCACGCUCCCGACACAAUCCCAUACGUAAAGCUACACGUCACAUUGUUCGCCUCACCCUACAAGCUCUCCCCCUCAGCAUUCAACCUCUCCCCCGGCGAGAACGUCCCGCAAUACGUCCUCACCACGCUCCCUGCCUCCGAAGCACCCCUCGAUGGCAACCCCGGCACCCCAGGCUUCUACAGUAUAUCCAUGCACUACACCUCCCUGAACCGUCGUGCCUCACCCCCGCGCCAGGAGUUCAUCUACAAGAUCUUCUCCGUUGAGCCCAUCACAUCCACGUUCCUGUCGCACGUCCUCGGACAUUCUGUUUCGGAGCGUGAAGCAGAGGGUGAAGAUGUGGAUGGUGCUGUGAGCUGGGUGUAUAGGAAGGUGUGGCACUCGUAUCCGCGGGAGUACCCGAGGGUUACGUUUGAGGAGAUUAGGUUGGAUGGGAGUGAGGGUGAGGGUGAGGGCGGGUUGUGGUAUACGAGCGGCAUGGAGAGCUUUAUUAGUACAAUGGAGACGAGUGCUUUGAGUGGGAAGAAUGUCGCGAGGUUGAUUAAGGAUAAGUGGGAGCGUGAGAAGAGUGGGAGCGCGUUUGCGAGCGAGGAAGUUGGGCAGGAUGAAGUGGAGGGUGCUGUGCACCACUCCCCUCCGGACGCCCAGGCACAAGCUCCUGUGCAGUUCCCCGCUCUCUCUCUCCCAGAGCCGGAGUCGGAUGCACCGCAACUCGAGGUCGACGGUGAGGGUGUGACCCUGGAUCAUCUCGGACCAAUGGUCGUUAACAAGGAUGGGAGUUUGAGUAGGAUUGCGAAUUGGGAGACCAUGUCGGAAAAGGAGAGGAAGAACACGCUUAGAGUGCUGGGGAAGAGGAAUCAGCUAAGGCUGGGCGAGUUGAAGGGCGAGCAGUCUGAGCUGUGAGGCAGAUACUCAUGUAAACCGAUGUUCUUCUUGCACAUGUGUCUACCAUGCCUUACAAUUCCCAGACAUCGAAAUGGCAUUGAACCCGUUGUUGUCGGUGCGCGAGACGGGACCUUCAUUUUUGCCGGAAGCCCGGGUAUGUAUGAUGUACUGAUCGAUUCGAGGUGAAUGCCGGCCAAGCGACAAUACAGUGACUUCCCAUACACGCGCCUAAAUGAAGUCAAGCUUCCAAACCUUCCCUGGACACGUCAUCCCAUCACGUACUCUAUCGUAAUCUUCUAUUGCCCAUGAGGACAAGUUCCAG